AUGUUCGAGGGCAACGAGAAGUGCACCAUCGACGACCCCACCAAGCAGACCAAGUUCAAGGGCAUGAAGAGCUACAUCUCCUACAAGCUGGUGCCCACGCACACGCGCGCGCCCGUGUACCGGCGCUACAAGCACUUCGACUGGCUGUACGCGCGCCUGGCCGAGAAGUUCCCGGUCAUCUCGGUGCCGCACCUGCCCGAGAAGCAGGCCACGGGCCGCUUCGAGGAGGACUUCAUCUCCAAGCGCCGCAAGGGCCUAGUCUGGUGGAUGAACCACAUGGCCAGCCACCCGGUGCUGGCGCAGUGCGACGUCUUCCAGCACUUCCUCACCUGCCCCAGCGGCACGGACGAGAAGGCUUGGAAGCAGGGCAAGCGCAAGGCCGAGCGCGACGAGAUGGUGGGCGCCAACUUCUUCCUGACGCUCAGCACGCCGCCCGCCGCCGCGCUGGACCUGCAGGAGGUGGAGAGCCGCAUCGACGGCUUCAAGAACUUCACCAAGAAGAUGGACGACAGCGCGCUGCAGCUCAACCACACGGCCACGGAGUUCGCGCGCAAGCAGGUGACGGGCUUCCGCAAGGAGUACCAGAAGGUGGGCCAGUCCCUGCGCGGCCUUAGCCAGGCCUUCGAGCUGGACCAGCAGGCCUUCUCGGCCGGCCUCAACCAGGCCAUCGCCUUCACCGGGGACGCCUACGACGCCAUCGGCGAGCUCUUCGCGGAGCAGCCCCGGCAGGAUCUGGACCCAGUCAUGGACCUGCUGGCGCUGUACCAGGGCCACCUGGCCAACUUCCCCGACAUCAUCCACGUGCAGAAAGGUGCCCUGACCAAGGUGAAGGAGAGCCGGCGGCACGUGGAGGAGGGGAAGAUGGAGGCGCAGAAGGCCGAGGGCAUCCAGGCCCGCUGCAACACCAUCUCCUUCGCCACGCUGGCCGAGAUCCACCACUUCCACCAGGUCCGCGUGCGCGACUUCAAGUCCCAGAUGCAGCACUUCCUGCAGCAGCAGAUCGUAUUUUUCCAGAAAGUGACGCAGAAGCUGGAGGAGGCCCUUCACAAGUACGACAGCGUCUAGUGCCGAGCGCGCGGGGCGCUCCAGUUCCAGGGUGAUUCCCGCAGCGGAGCACAGACGGCUCAGAGCUGCCGCCGCUCCCGCGGGCACAGGCCGCUCUGUGCCUGAGCCGGGCUGGCUGUGUGCUGGCGCGGGUGUGCCGCAUCGUAGCUAAGUGACACUAUGUACGCCUACACUACCAUGUCGCGGGGAUACGAUUAUACUAUUUGCCUUAUUGCUUUCUGGAGGAUGGGUCUUCAGUGCAGACUUGGCAGACCUCAGAGCCCCCGGGGUCUCGGGGAGCCCGGGCCAGCCUGCCCCAUGCCUUUCCCGCCCACAGACUGGGGUCCCCGAAAUUCAGCCUGUUCUCUGUUUACAAACUCCGACGAGAGCAGCUGUGCGACUUCGUGCCUUUAGACUCGGGUUUUCGUUUCCCCGCCCCCUUUAUAAAGUAACACGACUUUUUGAUC
Myotis davidii is the source of this 1511-nucleotide messenger RNA. It is a transcript of the gene SNX18, whose product is annotated as sorting nexin 18. Gene Ontology annotation, cellular component: cytoplasmic vesicle; plasma membrane. Bases 1 to 1065 code for a protein of 354 amino acids. The record is from RefSeq and is a predicted model, not a curated record. The transcript has 3 exons. Gene Ontology annotation, molecular function: phosphatidylinositol binding. NCBI's taxonomy places the organism in Eukaryota, Metazoa, Chordata, Mammalia, Chiroptera, Vespertilionidae. Gene Ontology annotation, biological process: plasma membrane tubulation; endosomal transport; cleavage furrow formation.